AUGAUGACGCUGGCAGGAAUGUUCGGCGUGACAGAGGCGUGCAUUUCUCAGUUCCUAAAGCGUCGGAAAGCUCAAGAUGGCUCUACUAACAGCCAACGCACUGGAAGACCACGUGUCACUGGUCGUAAUGACGAUAGAAACGUUUUGAAGACGUCUAGAACCAAUCCAAGACUCACCGCCCCUGCGAUCAGACGGGAAUUUUUCUUGAAUUCGCCAUCUCCGCCAUCCGUCUCGACCGUGAAACGACGUCUGAAUGCUGCUGAAAUCAUGGGAAGACGUCCAGUGAAGAAACCGCUGAUUUCUGAAAAGAAUCGAGCCGGCAGGGGGAAGUGGGCGAAGGAGCAUCUCAACUGGACCCGUCAAGACUGGAACAAGAUUCUGUGGUCCGACGAAAGCAAGUUCCUCCUCUUCGGGAGUGACGGAAUUCAGUGGGUUCGUGGACCAAUUGAGUCCAGAUAUCAUCCAAAAUACCAGUUACCCACUGUGAAACAUGGUGGAGGACCGUUUCGUCGGACCACAGAAUCUUGUUCCAGUCUUGACGGGUCCAGUUGGGAUGCUCCUUCGCCCACUUCACCUUGGCGGCUCGAUUCUUUUCAGAAAUCAGCGGUUUCUUCACUGGACGUCUUCCCAUGA
This is a messenger RNA of Caenorhabditis auriculariae, 633 nucleotides long. Lineage: Eukaryota; Metazoa; Nematoda; Chromadorea; Rhabditida; Rhabditidae. The record is from the annotation of a GenBank genome assembly.